Molecule: messenger RNA, 1218 nt
Organism: Puccinia triticina
Lineage: Eukaryota; Fungi; Basidiomycota; Pucciniomycetes; Pucciniales; Pucciniaceae
Exons: 3
Coding region: 1-1218 (405 amino acids)
Biological process (GO): pyrimidine nucleotide-sugar transmembrane transport
Cellular component (GO): Golgi membrane
Molecular function (GO): UDP-galactose transmembrane transporter activity
Source: RefSeq, a predicted model, not a curated record
AUGAAAACGGGGUCUUUUCUCAGCCACCCUUCUCUUUCCUUCGCCCUCCUCGUCCUCCAUCAGUCAUCCGUCUCGCUAGUCAAGCACUCCCGGACACCACCAUCGCCCAGGAACGACGGCCUUCGGGAGACGGACCAUCUCUACAACCCAGCAACGGCCAUCUUUCUCACCGAAGCCCUCAAAGCACUCAUCAGCCUGGUGAUCUUGCUCAUCCAAUCGCCUCCAGCCCGCUCUCACCGAAACCAGCCCUUAACCCGUCUUCGGCACCUGGCCUUCUUGGCCCUCCAACCACAGCAUGUUCACCAAGUUCUUGAAAUGUCCAUCCCCGCACUCCUGUAUACAUUACAAAAUCACUUAUUAUACAUCAGUUUGGCCGAAUUGGAUACCCCGAUAUACCUCAUCACGUCCCAGUUGAAGAUCCUGACGACAGCCUUGAGUUCCGUUGUGAUCUGUCAGAAGGUGCUUGUGAGCCAGCAAUGGAUCUGCCUCUGCGUCUUAGCCCUGGGGGUGAUGAUGGUCCAAUUCGAGCCGAUCGAGGCCACCACGGGCGACCGGCGCCGACUGUUUAUCCCAAGACCCAACCACCUCAAGGGAAUCGUUGCGCUCGUGCUCUCUUCGUUAGCCUCCGCUCUGGCCGGCUCCUGGUUCGAGCGCUCUCUCCAACUCAAGCGAUCUACCCUCCAGAAACCUCGGCCCCUUACAGCACCUGGCCGUACCUCAGAUGAUGACGAAGACAAGGAUCUGAAGGGUCGCACAAAGAAGUCGGGCUCGGAUAUUUUGCCUCCGAACGAGCCGCGCCGGGACGCGACUAAGGAGCCGAAUCUGUGGGCCAAGAACCUUCAGCUAUCAGUGCCGAGCCUUGCGAUCUCGUAUCUGAUGAUCUAUCUCGAGCCCCACUCGCGUCGACACACGCGCGCCCACGGCUUCUUCCACGGCUUCCUGCCCUCAGCCGAUCCCCAUCCCUCGCACUCCUUCUCAUUCGGCCAGCUCGGCGUGGUCUGGCUCAUCGUCAUCUACCAUUCCCUCGGCGGCCUCCUCGUCUCCAUCAUCGUCAAACAGUCCGGAAGCUUGGUCAAGAACUUCGCCACUUGUUUCUCCAUCGUCCUAUCCGUCUUGGUUUCGUCCUACUCGAAUCAAACUCGACUAGGAUUCAACUUCUAUUUAGGCAGCUUGUUGGUCUUGAUCUCGAUCAAGACUUUCACUUCAUUCUCCUACUAA